This is a messenger RNA of Lobosporangium transversale, 5286 nucleotides long. RefSeq lists its product as hypothetical. The transcript is spliced from 5 exons. NCBI's taxonomy places the organism in Eukaryota, Fungi, Mortierellomycota, Mortierellomycetes, Mortierellales, Mortierellaceae. The coding region runs from base 1 to 5286 and encodes 1761 amino acids. The record is from RefSeq and is a predicted model, not a curated record.
AUGAACGUCAGUCUGGAUAUUCCAUCUAAAUAUACUAAAUACAUUGCCUACAACUCAUCCAAUACGUCCCACAAAGAGCCUAUGAACAAUACAGCCGAGCCUGCGGGUUCUCGAGAAAACCGAAAGAUCUUGAAAACGCAGUCACGUCUAGGCCAGGGUACCAAAUGGGAAACGCGUCGCACAGAACAGGGGCCGCACACUCCUCAUAAUCUAUCCGAUCUGAAUCCUGGAUCUUGUUCUGGUCCCGAUCUUACGGCCACUAUUUCACCAAACAUAUCCAGUCCUGCAUCAAUACCACCUACAAUUCCUCCGAGACCAACAUCUAUUGACCUUUACAAAAGCCCCGAACCAUUGUCAUCAUCAAUGCUGCCGUAUAAUACCAAUAUCACUUUCAAAAAGGGGAAAGUGUAUCCAGCCGGGCGACGCGAAUCAGCACCUGUGCUUUCGCGAUCAACUCAAAUCCCUGGCGAGGACUUACAGCAAACAAAAUCCCGACCACCGUCGAAUUUGCAUUUUCAGGUUCAGCAAUGCUCCCAGGCAACUUAUCGGAAACCGCUUCCUACUCUGCCGUCAUUCCCAGCAUCGGUAAAAACUUCAGCAAACAUGCCUCAAGGUAUGGAUGGGGUUAAAGUGCCAAUAGAUGAAAACAUGGCACAGAGCUCGCAACCUUCGUCUUACAUCAUCAAUACCAAUCAUUUGCAUCCAAAUCGCUAUACUCCACAUCCGAAUUCUCCACAAUUGAUGCCUCAGAAUCUUAGUCAGGACCAGCACCGUGAUCACGAUGUCGAUAGCAAAAAGCACAAUGCACUAGCAGUGGAUAUAUAUUCAUUACGCUAUCAUUCAAGCAUGAGUAACGAUGACAGCAGUAAUGGAUUCUCUCAAUCGCCCUCCACUUUACAUCCACCAUUGGAUAUUCAAGGUAAUGCCCGUACAUCAACGCAAGCCAAGGUACAGGAGCAGCGCGUACAUCACCACGAGCAUGAGCAAGAGCAAAAAUUAGGACACGUACAUGGGUUCAGGAAUGAACGAAGACAGAACCAAGAUCUUGUUAAAGUUAAUGAAGAGAGGGAAAGAUCAUUAAAGGCGCAGCAGCAGCAACAGGAAGGAUGGGCUGACUCCCAAAUCCAAAGAGGCAGGAGGUUGCCCAGCGAGCGCUCUAUGUUGCAACAUCAUCUCAACAAUCUCUUGCAUAAUGAAGCGCCCACACUCCAGGCUUCGAACACUCAUGCGACAAUAACAACACCAACAACGAUAACAGCCACAUCAUCAGCAUCUACUACUGGAGCUCAGCAACAGUGCGAUCAAAGACUGUCUAAGCAUGACACGAUAACACCCUCCUCCAAUUCUUCUAGCAUGGGAUAUAAUCGCUCUUUCUCAUUCUCUACCUCAUCUUCUGGUCGUCGUCGGGCAUCUUUUGUAGCGCCUUCACUUUUGCCUCGUCAACACCACUCUUUCAACUGCUCAUCCGACCCUACUGAGCUUCAGCCCUAUCUUCCUCCGCCGCUGCCUCCCGCUGGCACUAAUCCACGUCAACGGAGCCGUCAGCAUACCAGCUCCAGUAUCGCUAGCACUGCAGAGGCUGGGGCGUUGAACCCAACCUUUGCGCUUCUUAACAGAGUUGAGGCUACCAACCCGACAUCCGCCAAUUCAGCCACGUCGACGCUUCAUCGUAGCAGCAGGCGACAUUCCUCGAGCGCAUCUUCGUUAUCGAUAAAAACGCAGCACAUGCAUUCUAUUAAAAGAGGACCUAGCACGGCUGAUGCUGCAAGUGUUAGUAGUAGGGGCCGGUUUUUAGAACCAGACGAGUCUAUAAGACAUACUGCUCGUAGCAAACCAAAAAGCAAUACAUCGAGCCCUACUAGACAGCUUUCGCCUUCCUCUUCGGCGUAUCGUACGCCACGCCAAUCAUCAAAUCACCUCGCUGCUUCUCCAAGCUCGGAGUACACAGAUAGGCAACAACCACAUAAUCAUAUGUCUCCUCAUCCACACUUACACCUAUACCCAGAUAAUAACUAUCAGAACAACCAGACACCGCGCUCAAAUUCACCUUUACCUUCGCCUUCACACUCACCUUCACAUGCUCACUUACAAAAGCAACAAACCCAGGCACAUCACCACCACCAUCGUCAUCAUCAUCACCAACAGCAGCAGCAACAGCCACAACGACAACAGCAUAUGGAACUCAAAUCAUCAGCAACUGUAUGUUCAUCCAAAUGCAGCUCCCCAAGGCCGGUUAGCCCUAAUCCGUCAAAUCCUAAGCGCAUUCAUCAUGUCGAUAGAACAGCUAUGACGCUUAUGCAACAGUACCUGGCCUGUCCAGGUGAUCCUGAAUCGGAAGCUGAUAUUGCUAUGCAAAUCCUCAUCUCCCAAGCUGCUGUGGAUUCGAAAGGAUUUGAGGUCCUUCUUCCUGAAACUGUGGAGGCUAUCAAACGACAUCAUGCUACACUCAACACUCGAAUCUCAGCCCUCACUGCUCGACUUUCUUUAGAAUCCAAGAUUUGUGAAGCUGCUCGGUCAUUGUUGAAACUCCACGCGGAUAACAAAAAACUGGCUCGACAGGCCAGUGACCAUCUUGAGGCCGCAAACCGUAAAGUGGAUCAAGUCUCAACGGAGCUUUGGAAGCUGACUCAGCUAGCGUCGGAUCUACAGCGGACUCUUCUUCAACAUUCAUCAGGGGUUUUGGCCUUGGGUGUCGUCCGAUUAGAGGAUCAAGGUCGUCGGGAAAGGGAGGCACAUGUCAUUCAGCUUCAAGGAACACAAAUAAGACAAGACCUUGAGCAGCAGUUUGAAUCGAUGGCGAAAUUAAUUAUGGAUUUAGAAUCAGAUGCGCUCCAAGCCCAGUCGCUCCUUGAGGACAAGGACCAUGCAAUCGAGCGGCUCAUGAACCAACUUGACCAUCAGCGUGAGCUAUUUAUUAAAGUAGAUGAACAACAGCAAAAGACAUUAGCUCUUUCUCGAACGCAACAAAGGAACCUAGAUGCCUUCUGUGAUAACGAGCAAAAAGAGGAAGUUACAGAGAUGAACAAUUUUUUAGGUUCUGUACAGGAACAACUUCAGAGGAUCCUUCAGUGUUAUCAACACCAACCCACACACAGACGACGCAAGAGGGGAUCAUCGGGUCAAGAAGAAGAAGAAGGAGAAGACAAAAAAGAAAAAGGAGCUACAGCACUUAUUUCUAAUAAUUAUUCAGCUAACAGUCAAGGAUCUGAUAGUCCCUCGCCCCUUACACGCGGAGAUUCUCUAGCUUCAGAUGCAUCAACUGCUAUCAAUACUAGUAGCAACAGUAGUACAGAGGCCUCAGAGGUAAUCUUUGGGGAGCCAAAAGGCUCGACAUCUCCAACCUUAGAACCACCUCAUUUCUCAAAGGAACAAAUCCGAUCUGUUCUAGACGCACUGGAGCGCCAUGCCUUAGAAUCCAAACAAAAGAUGAGUACAAUGGAAGGAGAGUUGAGUCUUUUGCGGCGCCAAUCUGCGGUCAUGAGCGUUAGUAGGAAUAACAGCAUCAGAAUUAAGGAUCUACCCGCUACUCCUGUUUCAGUUUCACGUGGUCAGGCUGAGGAGACUAUUCGGUCAGCUUUGGAGAAAAGUCUGAAGGAUGCGCUUCUAGCAAAAGAGAUGGCUCAACAGGAGUUGGAGAAUGAGCGCCAGCGAUGGCAAGAGGACCAGAAUCACCGAAUUAGUGCAUUGGAGGAGAGCCUUGGUGCAGCUGAGGAUGACAGAACGACCACAGCCAUGACCACAACCACAUCCAUGUACACUAUCUCGACAGCGGACCUCAGCAAUGAUAUGCUUUCAAGAGACGAAAUGAUCAAAGCCCUUAGAGUGCAGCUUCGAGAUGCAAUUAGUGAAAUAGACACCCUUAAUCAACAGCAGCAGACGAGUCUGAAGGCUAUGCGGCAACUCUUUGAUCUAGUCCCAGACUCAAGGCGAAGGAGUCAUAUGCAGUUAUUUUCGUCUCAUCAACAGCUCCAACAACAGUUAGCAGCGAGCCUAGGAGGUCGAUCUGCAAUGCCGAGUCCUUCAGGUAGUUCAGUCUCGCUUUCACUCUCAGCUUCAGGGGCUAUCGGGUUUAGCAUGGAGGCACUCAUCAGUCGAGUAAAGGACUUGGUGGUAAUAUCUGAGCAGAUGGAGCGUGACAACUCGGAAUUACGGCGGCAGAUUGGCAAUCCCGCUGAGCGUAGUCAACAAGAAGCCAAGAAGGAGGAGAAAGAAAAGGAAAAGGAGACAGAGAAGAAGAAUACUCAUCAAAGCCACGAAUCCGAAGAGCGUAAUGACCAAGAGGGUCCUGACUCUCAAGGACAAUCAAUCCGGAUCUUGAUAUCCGAGUUAGAGCGACUGCAAGCAAGCGCAGGGAUGGUUCAAUUAUUGGAGAAGGAGAUCGAUUUAUUGAAGCAACAUACGGAUACCCUUAUGGAUGAGAAUGCUCGGCUUGCUGAACUGGCCGCCGCAAGCGCAACUAAUACCCCUGCACCAAACAGAUCCAAUAUAUUUGCCGGUAUUGCUCGUAAACCAAGUCAGGAUGAUACUUUAGACCAGUUGCAGGAGAUCAUUCGUGUCAAGGACAGACUACUACAUGAGCGUGAACAAACUAUUCAGGAUCAUGAAAAGGCUUUAGAACAGGCUCAAUUAGAACUGGCCAAGGUCCAAGGGUAUUUUCAGGAAAAAGUAGAUACUGGAGGGUCGCUUCGCGCUGACGCUAAUACUAACAUCAGCGGUGGUGCUUUAAAGACCGAUUCACCUAAACUAAGUGCAUUUGAUAUUGAUGCUCUAGAAGGCUUGAGAGACAAGUGUGCCAAGUUGGAAGGAGAGUUAGGAGAGAUGCGAAUGAUUGUAGCAGCCUUAGAAAGCACGAAUGGAAAACCUAGGACAGGGUCACAGCUUUUGAAGAGCCUGGAAAUCUCAUCGCAACCUCAGUCUCCUGCAAUGACCCCUUCAUGGCUCGGAUCCACGAACUUUUGUUCUCUUUCACAGAAGCUCAUCUUUGAUACACCCGCUUCUGGAGUGAACUCGCCACCUAUCCCCAGUACAGAUAUAUUUAGCAAUAGCCCAAAUGUGCACAGUCUAGAUGAUAAUAAUAGCAACGGUAAUGGUACUGCAAGAGCUAACAAUAGCACUGUUACCGGAGCAACUGCCGCUUUGCGAAAGGAGUUCAGGAGGGCUAUGAGCGAGCUGCGUGAAGAGAAAGAAAAAGCAGUGCGCAAGGAAGUCGAAGAAAGAAGACGGCUUGAGCGAGAACUGCGACAGUUGCGGCGAGAUCUACAGAGCAAUCAAAUCAAUACUCGUUAG